Molecule: messenger RNA, 2785 nt
Organism: Gasterosteus aculeatus aculeatus (three-spined stickleback)
Lineage: Eukaryota; Metazoa; Chordata; Actinopteri; Perciformes; Gasterosteidae
Source: RefSeq, a predicted model, not a curated record
CGACAGAUGUCUAGAGAACUGUGGGGAGGCACUCCUCGGUUCCCUACACAGUCCCACACUGCACCUCGGAGGCAGGGGCGGAAUCCGCAGCUGUCACUCCAAAGGUUUACCUCCAUUAGCGCAUCCAACCGGAGCCUGGAGAAGAAGCCCAAGUGAUCCCUCUCGAGAAAUACAGGAGACAUCAUGGGAAACAAACUGAGCAGGAAGAGGAAAGGAUACGAUGUGAGCGAUCCAAAAGAGCUGAAGGACGGGACCCCUGCGACUGCUGGUGGUGCGGAAGAGUCAGCUAAAGUGGAGGACGGAGCCUCGCCCGCAGAAGCUAGUGUGACCACUGAGGCAGGCAAUGUGAUAGAGGAAGCUGUGGGGUCAGCUGUGGCAGCAGUAACUGAAGCCGUGCAAGCUCCAGAAGAGCCCAAGUCUGCACCUCCAGAGGAACCAGCUGCAGAGAAACCUGCUGCUGCAGCUCCAGAAGAGCCCAAGUCUGCACCACCAGAGGAACCAGCUGCAGAGAAACCUGCUGCUGCAGCUCCAGAAGAGCCCAAGUCUGCACCACCAGAGGAACCUGCUGCUGCAGCUCCAGAAGUGCCCAAGUGUGCACCACCAGAGGAACCAGCUGCAGAGGAAUCUGCUGCCGCAGCUCGAGAGGAACCAGCUGCUGCAGAGGUACCAGCUCCUGCAGCUCCAGAGGAACUAGCUCCUGCACCUCCAGAGGAACCACCUUCUGCACCUCUGAAGGUAUCAGCUCCUUUAGCUCCAGAGGCAUCAGCUCCUUUAGCUCCAGAGGAACCAGCUGCUGCAGCUCCAGAGGAACCAGCUGCUGCAGCUCCAGAGGAACCAGCUGCUGCAGCUCCAGAGGAACCAGCUCCUGCAGCACCAGAGGUACCAGCUCCUGCAGCUCCAGAGGAGGCAGCUCCUGCUGUAGAAAAAAAAGCUCCUGCAGAAGAGAAGGCAGCUCCAGUGGCACAAGAACAAGCGCCUGCAGUAGAAGAAGAAAUUCUUGCCGAAGAGAAGGCAGCUGCAGUUACACAAGAACUAGCUGCACCAGUAGAGGAACCAGCUCUACCAGCAGGGAAACCAGCUGCAGCAGUGGAAGAACCUGUUAUGGCAACAGAGGAACCAGCUGCAGUAGCAAUGAAGUCAGCAUCAGUUGUAGAGGAACAGGCCGCAGUAGAGCUCCCAGAAGAGCUUCCAGUAGAGCUCCCAGAGGUUACAACAGCAGUAGCAGGAGAAGAACCUGAGGCCAUUAAGGUUGAGUGUGAAGCUGCACCUGAAGAGGUCAUUGUAGAAGCUGUACAAAUUGUUCCAGAGCCAGAGGCGGUUCCUGUCAGCACAGUGGAAGCACUCAAGCCAGAGACAAUCCCAGAGACUGUUACUGAGCGAGAAGCCACUUCGGAGGCGACAAUGGUCCCCGCGGCUGUCCUGGAAUCUGAGCCAAUGGCUGAGCAAGCUGCAGAGCCAGUGCUGGAGCAAGCCCCAGAACCAGAGCCGGCAGCAGAGCUUGAGUCAGAGCCACGACAAGAAUCAGUAGAAGCGUCCGAGCCCGAAUGUGAAGCAGAAGCACCAGAGCCGGAGCUUGAACAAUUACCAGAGCCAGAACCAGAGCAAGUACUACAGCCAGAGCCUGACCAGGUGGCCGAUGCAAUAGAAUCUGCAGCAGAUGAACAUGUAGGAGAAUUUGCACCAGAACCAAUCAAGGUAACUGAGGUUACUGAAGUUGAGAAUGUGGAAGCAGAAGCAGUUGAGCUUGUGGCCACUGAUUAUCAGCCUGCAGAAGACCAAUCAGUACCAGAGGCAGCAUCUGAGCCAGAAGCAGCAGAACCUGUCCCUCAGAUAGUCAUCUCAGAGUCCGUCUCUGCCACCGAAAUUACUGCUGAGUAUGAAGAGGUAGCUGAGGCCCCCGUGGAAGAGGCGUCUCUCCCGGAGCCCGAGGUAGUAAACAAGAUGGAGAACGGAGAUAUAAAGAGCCCUUCUGGUACUGAGGAUGUGGUGGAAGUAGAUGCACGUCCAGCUGUGAAUGGAGAGUGCACACAUUCAUCCGUCCCACAGAUAGAGGAAUGUGUUAACGGUAAUGAAAAGUCCGACGAGAUGCCUAUCAAGAUGCAGAGUGACUCUGAACUGAAAAAGGAGGCAAACCUGAGUGGGGAUGUCCGCGAUGUUCCCGACGCAGUCUCUGACAUGGCGGACGGUCUCAGCACUGAGAUCACCCAGGCAGUCUGAAAAAAGAAGCCAUCUUUCAAAUCAAUGUGAAUUCAGUUUAAUCCUCUGAUGGUGCGAGAAAGCCAUCAAGGUAUCACAAACACAGCUAGGCUUUCUGGAAUGCUCCAACCACUGCAACCUCUAUAGUGGUAACUGAGGCAAAAGGAAGUUUUCUUUCGAGAAACCAAAAAUGAAACGUAACCACUUCAGGAUAGCAGGAGACAGGGAGCGAGGGAAAGAGGAAGAAAGGUGCAGAGAGGAUGAAUUUGGAAUUGGAGGUUGAGUGCAGACAGAGUGUGAAACUGAGCAGCGGAGCAAAACUAUUGGGCAGUAAAUAUGAUAUUAAUGAAUGGAAGGAAUAAAUUUGUCUUUGUGUGAACGCCCGAGGAAUGUUGCAGAGUGGUUUUACAGGAACAGCUUUCAUUAUUAGUAUAUUAUCUGAUUUAGAAUGUCAUGUAUCCUUUCUAUUACUGUAUGCGGAGAUAUGACGUAAACAUUUGGCCUUUUAUAAUAAUGGAACCUGUGAGGACUGUUCAUUUUAAAUUGAUUGUUCGGAGUAGAGAAUAAAAUGAGAUUGUUAUAGCCUACA